Molecule: messenger RNA, 1143 nt
Organism: Metarhizium acridum CQMa 102
Lineage: Eukaryota; Fungi; Ascomycota; Sordariomycetes; Hypocreales; Clavicipitaceae
Source: RefSeq, a predicted model, not a curated record
AUGGCCUACCAUUUAAUUCUCCGGCGCCUUCUCGCCUUGAGUGUGCUAUACUCUCUAAGCAGCGCUCAUGCCGUCAUCCUAGGCGCUUCGUGUGAUGGGGGAAAGACUUCGAGUAUUGGAAUGGGCACCAACCCAGAUGUUCCUCGCACCGGCGAGGACCCCAAUCCAUUCCAGCUGGAUAGUCCCAUUAUCCGAACGAAGGAAAAAGACAAUCUCCUGGUCAAUGGAUGCGGGCGGACCAAGCUGCAGACGAAUAUUGACGUGGCAAAUGAAACCGAGAUUGCGAUUCAAAACAAUCAAAUCGCGGGUUACGGUUCCGGUCCUUUCUUUGCCGACAUUGACGAAAAGAGCAACGUGGGAAAUUUCCGGGAAAUUGGCAAAGUCGACGGCAUUGAUGGAAAGAAUGGCAUUCAACGAACCGCAGCUACAGCCUUCGAUGUCGCCAUCCCACUGCCUUCUGAUAUGAAAUGCGAGGGUGGCAAGGACCUCAAUGUGUGUACCCUCCGCAUUCGUAACCUGGCCGACGCUGGGCCGUUUGGCGGCUGUGUAGCGCUACAAGAUCUCACGGGGGGCCGGGGGAGCGGCGGCCAAGGAAACAAUGGCCAAGGAAAUAAUGGCCAAGGAAAUAAUGGCCAAGGAAAUAAUGGCCAAGGAAAUAAUGGCCAAGGAAAUAAUGGCCAAGGAAAUAAUGGCCAAGGAAAUAAUGGCCAAGGAAAUAAUGGCCAAGGAAAUAAUGGCCAAGGAAAUAAUGGCCAAGGAAACGGUGGCCAAGGAAACGGCGGCCAAGGAAACGGCGGCCAAGGAAACGGCGGCCAAGGAAACGGCGGCCAAGGAAACGGCGGCCAAGGAAACGGCGGCCAAGGAAACGGCGGCCAAGGAAACGGCGGCCAAGGAAACGGCGGCCAAGGAAACGGCGGCCAAGGAAACGGCGGGCCAGGAAAUACAACCAAAAUGGCGGCAACCAAAAGGGAGGCAAUCAAAAGGCUGGCAACCAAAAUGGUGGCAGUCAAAGGGGUGGCAGCCAAAGGGGUGGCAGUCAAAAUGGUGCCAAGUAAGACAGUAACAACGAGGGCCAGGUUGGGGGUGCGGAGAAAGCAAAGCAGAGUAAUCGUUGUGACUUGUCUAGCAGGUUCUAGCUCGUAA